Nylanderia fulva is the source of this 2376-nucleotide messenger RNA. RefSeq lists its product as uncharacterized. The record is from RefSeq and is a predicted model, not a curated record. Lineage: Eukaryota; Metazoa; Arthropoda; Insecta; Hymenoptera; Formicidae.
AUGGAGGAUAUUAUUAAGAAACAAACUGUCUUAGGCGGUUUUAUCUCCCGUAUGUGGGUAAAUUUGCAAAAGCUCGGGCAAGCGAAAAUUACUCCGACGGAGAUUAAUACGCGCACCGAGCGUCUUAACGAAUACUGGCGCCAAUUUCAAGACCAGCACUUUCUCGUGAUUGUGAAGCCGGAAGCCGACAAGACUGAAUAUGUUCGGCGGGAUUACUUCACGACAAUCGAGGAAAGCUAUUUUGAGGUGCGACACAAAUUCGCGGAAGCGUUAGCCGAUUUGACUCCGACCCGCGCAACUGGCCAAUCGGCGCACGAUCGUACGCACGAUUCAAGUUUCGGCGACGAGGCGUCUGUAUUUAAACAGAUGCAAUUGCCGAAGAUCACGCUGCCGAAGUUUUCAGGCGAUCAGCUCGCGUGGGAGGGUUUUCGCGAUUUAUUCCGCUCACUCGUGCACGAUGUCUCAACGAUCUCCAAGGUGCAAAAGCUGCAAUACCUGAAGAGCAGCUUGACAGGCGAGGCGGCACAUGUGGUGGACAGCGUUCCUUUGACCGACGCCGCCUAUCAAGGUGCAUGGGAGGAUCUACUAGCAAGGUACGACAAUCCUCGCAUUCUUUUGUACGCUCAUAUGCGUAAUUUACUGUCUUGCCCUGCCGCAAGUGCUAAAGCUUCGCCAGCGGAAAUAAAGCGCUUACUCGGAGUGACCUUGCGCUCGCUUAGAGCAUUUAAGUCGCUUAAAAGACCAGUCGAUCACUGGGACGACUGGGUGGUCCAUCUCCUUGUAAGCAAAUUAGACGCGGCCACCCGCGUUCAUUGGGAGACCUCGCUCGCGGACUCUCGAGUUUUUCCCACGUUCAAGGAACUCCAACGCUAUUUGGAGAACAGGAUACGCGCUUUAGAGGCAGCCAAUCCAGAGUCGAUUCUCAGCCGAUCCACGCCAGCGGUGGUGGAAUCUUCGAGGAAGCCCACUCGCGUGUCGUCUAACGCCGCCACGACUUCCAAGCCUAAAGCGGACAAAGGCUGCUCGAUGUGUAAGGCAAACCAUCUCCUGCCUUAUUGCUCGAAGUUCAAGGCGCUGGCCGUCGAACAACGUGGCGAGCACAUAUGGAAGACUGGGUUGUGCAGCAACUGUCUGCGUUCGGGACACGGAACGGAUUCAUGUCAGCAUACUGGACGCUGUCUGGUGUGCGGAGGUAAACACCAUACCGUGGUGCAUGGUGGAUGUCGUUCAGGGUCGCGUGCGGAUGAUGGAAAGCGGUCCAAGGCAGAGACGACGAGCGACCUGUCAACUAGUGUUUUGGCGCUCGCUAUGAACACUGGUCGAACCAUGUUACUUUCCACAGCGGAAGUGCUUCUGCAAGGUCCCACCGGUGAGACUCUGACGGUGCGGGCGUUAUUAGACUCAGGUUCGGAGGUGUCUUUUGUGACUGAAUCAGUGGUACAAUCGCUGCGAUUGAAACGCCGAAGUGUUGAUGUCGUGGUCGCAGGACUACAGGGCACUCGAACCGGUUCGGUGUCCUCGUCGGUUCGUGUCGCAUUGCGGUCUAGACUUUCUCCAGCUUCGGAGAUCGCGGUGGACGCGUUCGUUCUUCGUACGCUCACUAACCUUAUCCCGUCUAGGCAUGUUUCAGGAUGCUCAUGGCCUCACAUUCAGGGUCUGCAGUUAGCCGAUCCGCGCUUUGAUGUGCCAUCUCGCAUUGACGUCAUCCUGGGCGCUGACGUUUACGGUCAGGUGCUACAACCGGACGUACGACAUGGUGAACCUGGUUCGCCUACAGCGCAGCUCACUUCGCUCGGCUGGGUGUUACUCGGAACAUUAUCUACACGCAGCGGAGGUACCGUAAACAGCCAGUUGUCGGUCCAUCACGUACAGGCGCGAGAUGCGCUGGCUGCUGUUCUCCAACAGUUUUGGGAACUGGAAAAUGUUGGAGCGGACAAACCGUUGAGCCCUGAGGAGGAACAAGCUGAGCAGCACUUCGUGAGCACGCACUCCCGUGACGCGGACGGGAGAUACGUAGUGCGUUUGCCACGCCGCACGGGACCCACUCGACUAGGGGCAUCUCGACCAGCGGCGCUAUCAAUGUUGCUGUCCUCGGAAAGGCGGCAAGCGAGGCAGCCGGAACUUCGGCGAAAGUACAACGACUUCCUGACGGAGUAUUUGGCGCUGGACCACAUGGAGAUCGUCCCACGAGGGCACGCAGCUCCUAGUGAGGCGUACUACAUGCCACACCACGCCGUCUUUAAGGCGUCUGAUCCGGCGUCAAAGAUCCGUGUAGUUUUCAACGCCUCUGCCCGUACUACGUCAACUUACUCCCUGAACGACUGCCUGCUCCCAGGGCCGCGACUCCAGGCGGAUCUUUGGCUGGUCAUCACUUGA